Molecule: messenger RNA, 477 nt
Organism: Trichobilharzia regenti
Lineage: Eukaryota; Metazoa; Platyhelminthes; Trematoda; Strigeidida; Schistosomatidae
Source: the annotation of a GenBank genome assembly
AUGGUACACUGCAGGUCAGAAUCAAGCAUAAAUCAAUUGUUGCAGUACAGAAGAAACAAAGAAUAUCAUGCAAAGAGACUAUCAAAAUCUGGUAUUACUUCUGAUGUACUAAAUGAAGCUACAGCCGCGUUCAUAUCUACAGUUAUUCAAGAAAUGGGACCAAAAGCACAAAAACUCUGCCUAAAAGAUUCAACAUACUUUCAAUUCUUAGAUGUCUUGAAUGAUGUGUUCCCAAGGUCAAAAUUUAUUUUAAUGGUUCGAGAUCCAAGGGCUGCUGUAGCAUCCAUUAUAAGGCAAGAUAUAAAAAGAGGACAGGUAUCUCAGAAUAUUACCACGACGAUUCUUGAAUAUGAUGAAAUAGCAGUACAAAUGCUGGAAGAUUGUCAAUACAUUGGGAAGCAUCGAUGCUUAUUUAUUCGCUAUGAAUGUUUGGUGUUGAAUUCACGCUCCGAAAUUCAAAAAGUCCUUGGUAAGUAA